UCUGACAUCUUUGUUCACACUGCAUCGACGCUCCAAGCUGUUUAUUUGUUAGAAAAAAAGAAUAAAUUCCUAGACACUCUUGGAGUCCGCACAAACAUGGAAGUCAAGGAAGUUGUAGUAAUUGUCAAAUGGAGCGGCAAGGAGUAUCCUGUGGACCUCACCGACCAGGACACCGUGGAAGUCCUCCGCCACGAGAUCUUCCGCAAGACACAGGUGCGCCCAGAGCGCCAGAAGCUGCUCAAUCUCAAAUAUAAAGGAAAGACAGCUGCCGAUAAUAUCAAAAUUAGUGCUUUGGAACUGAAGCCCAAUUUCAAACUGAUGAUGGUGGGUUCAACAGAGGCGGACAUCGAGGAUGCCUGCAGCCUACCGGACGACAUUGGCGAGGUGGUCGACGACUUUGAUGACGCCGAGGAGCGUGAGGAAUCUGUGGAACACUCCGCCGUUUAUUUGGCCAAAGUACAACGUCGUGUGCGCGACUACAAGAUCAAGGAGCUGUCGCCUCCACGCGAGGGCAAAAAGCUUCUGGUCCUGGACAUUGACUACACUCUAUUCGAUCACCGUUCCCCGGCUGAAACGGGCACAGAGCUCAUGCGUCCGUAUCUGCACGAAUUCCUCGCCUCUGCCUACGAGGAUUACGACAUUGUGAUCUGGUCCGCCACAAGCAUGCGCUGGAUCGAGGAGAAGAUGCGACUGCUUGGUGUAGCCAACAACGAGAACUACAAGGUUAUGUUCUAUUUAGAUUCCACGGCCAUGAUUUCGGUUCAUGUACCGGAACGCGGAGUGGUGGAUGUGAAGCCGCUGGGUGUGAUUUGGGCCCUCUACAAGCAAUACAGCUCCAGCAACACCAUCAUGUUCGACGAUAUCCGCCGCAACUUUCUGAUGAACCCCAAGUCUGGUCUUAAGAUCCGUCCUUUCCGUCAGGCUCAUCUUAACCGAGGAACGGACACGGAGCUUCUCAAGCUGUCCGACUACUUGCGCAAGAUUGCCCACCACUGUCCCGAUUUCAACUCCCUGAAUCACCGCAAGUGGGAGCACUAUCAUCCCAAAAAGAACUCCUGAAUUAUUCGCACUCGUUUGUAAGAAUCGCAUAGGAUUAUAUUUAUUAAAUUAAGAUGCAUUUUGAACGCAUUGCGUCCCAGCCGAAA
Drosophila ficusphila is the source of this 1145-nucleotide messenger RNA. RefSeq names its product ubiquitin-like domain-containing CTD phosphatase 1 (gene Ublcp1). Gene Ontology annotation, molecular function: protein binding; protein serine/threonine phosphatase activity. Bases 97 to 1059 code for a protein of 320 amino acids. The record is from RefSeq and is a predicted model, not a curated record. NCBI's taxonomy places the organism in Eukaryota, Metazoa, Arthropoda, Insecta, Diptera, Drosophilidae. The transcript has 3 exons. Gene Ontology annotation, biological process: protein dephosphorylation. Gene Ontology annotation, cellular component: nucleus.